This is a messenger RNA of Onthophagus taurus, 535 nucleotides long. RefSeq names its product cuticle protein 7-like. The record is from RefSeq and is a predicted model, not a curated record. Gene Ontology annotation, cellular component: extracellular matrix. Lineage: Eukaryota; Metazoa; Arthropoda; Insecta; Coleoptera; Scarabaeidae.
UUUCGUACAAAAAUGAUUGCAACGAUUGCUGUUUUUGCUACGUUAGUGGCUUACUCUCAAGCAGGAAUUUAUGGACACUCCGGAAGCUCGUAUGUUAGCUCAAAUUUGGGUGGAUAUGGAGGAUAUUAUUCUGCUCCAGUUGUUGCCCCAAUUGUAGCUGCUCAUGAACCAUCUAAAGAUGUAGAUUACCACGCUUAUCCAAAAUAUGAAUUUAAUUAUGGAGUUUCCGAUGGACACACUGGAGAUGUUAAAUCACAGCAUGAAACGAGAGAUGGAGAUGUUGUAAAAGGUUCUUAUUCUCUGCACGAAGCUGAUGGCACCAUCAGAACCGUUCAUUACACCGCCGAUGACCACAAUGGAUUUAAUGCUGUUGUUGAAAGAUCAGGACACGCAGCUCAUCCUCAUGUAGCUCCCGUUAAAGCUUUCGUUGCCCCAAUUGCCGUCCAUGAUGGUUAUUACCACUAAAUGUUUAUUGUAAAUAGUUAUUUAAUAUGAAUUGUUUUUGUAGAAAUAAAUAAGUUAUUGCAUUUUAAAA